This is a messenger RNA of Diaporthe citri, 1788 nucleotides long. RefSeq lists its product as uncharacterized. Bases 1 to 1788 code for a protein of 595 amino acids. Gene Ontology annotation, molecular function: transmembrane transporter activity. Gene Ontology annotation, biological process: transmembrane transport. The record is from RefSeq and is a predicted model, not a curated record. The transcript is spliced from 3 exons. NCBI's taxonomy places the organism in Eukaryota, Fungi, Ascomycota, Sordariomycetes, Diaporthales, Diaporthaceae.
AUGUCUUCCAAUGGACCGAAGCUCCCAGUAAAGCAGCUCGCGAUUCUGGCUGUCGCCAGAUUCGCGGAGCCGCUUGCAUUAACGUCGGUCUUCCCUUACUUGCCAGAGAUGAUCAAGAGUUUCGGCGUACAGGAUAACAAUGUCGCAAGAUGGGCCGGUCUGGUUGGCUCCACAUUCUCGAUAUCACAGAGUGCCUUUGCAGUGCCCUGGGGGAGAUUAUCAGACAAGAUUGGCCGCAAACCAACCAUCAUCACCGGGCUCAUCUCCACCAUGAUCUGCUUCAUAAUAUGGGGGACGGCUUCCAGUCUCGCCAUGGCCGUCUGUAUACGUUUUGUUAUGGGUGCUGGUAACGGCAACGUCGGCAUCAUCCGUACUAUGGUUGCCGAGAUGGUGCCUCAAAAGGAGCUCCAACCGCGCGCGUUCUCCCUCAUGCCUCUUGUCUGGAGCAUCGGCUCCGUCUUCGGGCCUUCGUUUGGAGGGUUCUUCGCCCGGCCAGCCGAACAGUAUCCAGGACUCUUCGGGAAUAGCUGGCUGUUCAACAAGUACCCGUUCCUGUUGCCCAACCUCGUGGCUUGUGCAUUCUUCUUUGUUUCCGUUGUCGUGGCAAUACUGUUCCUCCACGAGACUCUAGAGACGAAAAAGCACGAGAAGGACUGGGGCCUACUUCUCGGAGAGAAGAUCUCACAACCCUUCAGGACGAGGCCUCGCCACAAGCACAACCACCAACACCAACGUCACCAUCGACCCUCCUUCGUGGACGCAGAGGCCUCGGCCCCUCUGCUACCAAAGUCAGGCGUUGUUCUGAAGAAGACAUCCCAGGCUCCACCGCCGACGAUGAAGGAGAUUUUCACACCCCAGGUCACCAUGAACAUUCUCGCAUAUACAAUCCUGGCUCUGCACUCGGUGGCCUUCGAUCAGGUUCUCCCCGUGUUCCUGAACUACCACCGCCAGGUCCCUGACAGCGAGAACACUCACCUGCCGUUCCACUUCUCGGGCGGGUUCGGGCUCAACUCAAACAAGAUCGGCACCAUCUUCACCAUAUACGGGCUCGCGUGCGGCGUGAUCCAGUUCUUCCUGUUCCCGCCGGUGUGCUCGCGCUACGGGGCGCUCAAGUGCUUCAAGGCCGGCACGGUGCUCUUCCCCAUCGUCUACGUGCUGGUCCCCUACACGGCGCUGAUCCAGGACACGCACCUGCAGUUCGCGGCGCUGAUGGCGCUGCUGCUCCUCAAGGGCUUCGCCGUCAUCGUCGGCUUCCCCUGCAUCACCAUCCUGCUGACCAACUCGGCGCCCUCGGUCCGCAUCCUCGGCACCCUCAACGGCUUCGCCACGACCUUCUCCGGCCUGGGCAGGGCCGUCGGCCCCACCCUGGCCGGCGCCACAUUCAGCUGGGGCGUGAAGAGGGGCUACGUCAUCCCCGCCUGGUGGUUCCUCGCCGCCGUCGCCGUGCUCCAGGCCAUCCCCGCGUGGCUGAUCGUUGAGGGCGAGGGCCCCAGCCGCGAGGAGGACACGGACGACGACGAGGACUCCGCCCUGCUUGACGACGCGGAUGACGACGUCGACGGGAAGCCGCCUGCCAACCGCGCCAUCAUCACCGGCGACGCGGCCGACCUGGUCGGGACCCGCGAGGACGCCAUCAUCCCUGACCCGGAAGACGAGGACGAAGAAGACUUCCCGCCGCUGGCCAGGGUCAGCUCGAGGGCUUCCAAGGGCAGCGCUGGGUACGGCACUAUCAAGGGGCCGUCUGGGACACGGCUUCGGAGGAUGUCCGAGACGGGACAGGACCUGUGA